This is a messenger RNA of Linum trigynum, 5525 nucleotides long. Lineage: Eukaryota; Viridiplantae; Streptophyta; Magnoliopsida; Malpighiales; Linaceae. The record is from the annotation of a GenBank genome assembly.
CUAAGGAUAAUGCAAUUUGAAUCUUAAUAUGAUCUUGUAUGCAGAACAAAAGGAAUUAUUGUUAUGGUCCAAGCAUAUUUAAAAUUGAUGCAUUAUGAAUCAACGACGAAUUAAAAAAAAAAAAAUCGAGCGUGAUUCUGGUUCCAAUUGCUCUAAUUAGAAAAGGGUACCUUGUACAUGAUAGAGAUAUAUAAUAAUUUAUAAUUUAUGCAUUAACUAUUAAUCUUAUCUUUUUUUUAUCAGCUAUUUAAUCUUAUCUGCAUAUUACUUCUUGUUUGGUUUUCUACACCUGGACUAAUUACUACUAUAUGUUUUUUCUUUAUGUCAAGUUGACACAUGAUAUAAAGGAAGAUUUCCUCCUCCCUUUUUUACUGGUCCUAGGAAUGUCCAUUUGGACCACUCAUCAAUAUCUAGUUGUGUUGCGAACAAGAUUCAGAAAUCUGGCUCCAGCCAGUGUUAUAUGGGAGUUAUCAAAACAGGUAUUAGAUGGAGGACAAGCUUUCAUUUCAUAGCAUUAUUCUAGCAUGCUCAAGCGAUUGGUAUUGUCCCAACCAGAUGAAUAUCCUUUCAUCACACACACCUUAUAUCAUCUCAACAAUUGCAUGUAACCAAUGUUGCUAUUUGCCUCACAUAUCAAUUUGCGAGAACGCGUUUAAAGGUGAGCUUGGCGGUGUUGGAUAGAGUGUUUGAUUCUCCAUCAUCACUGAAUGGAAGCGAAGCGUCCACCAGUUGAUUCCACGACUAAAUGAUUGAGGGGAGGGAUAGGUGUGGUAUAAUGGAAACUAAAUGACUGGUUCAGGAGAGAUUGAGAGUGCAUUGAAGAAAGAGUUCUUUUCAUUGAUCAACAUUCACCAAAGGACUAAUAGUAUGGUAAAAUCUGCAGGCAGUGGCAUAAUUUGGGCUUUCCUUAACAUGCUACCAAGGGGUCCACGGGAGUAGUGAUGGCUCUUUCUAACCUGACAUGUCUCGGACAUUUUUAAGACUGUGUAUUACUCUAUUUGUUUAGUGCAAGUGUUAUCAGAUCCGUAGUAGCCUAAGACAGAGCAUGGAUAUUACUUCCGAUCUGUUCCGUUUCGUUCUCUAUCCAUUAUACCAUGAUUUUCAUUAAUUUUAUAUGUAUUUCUUCUCUUUUGUCCUCUCUAAAAUCAUAUUUGCAUCCCAAAAAAUAUAUAAAACUCUAUCUUUCAACUAUUUAUACUAAAAUUUUCCUUUUACUAUAUUUCUCAUUCAUUUAUGAAGUGUUUUCUCUAUAUGUUCUUUUAAAAUAGUUAAAUAUGAACGUGAAUUUUCAAAUAUCAUAUAAGAAAGGGUAGACCCGCCCACCCUGUACCCGCACGGGUAUUAUCCUACCUGGCCCACACUUAAUUAGUGUGGAGUGGGUUGGAUAUUGAGGUACCUGUCUUGCCAUCACUACAUUAGAGAAGGAAAAGUACAACAUAGAUUUUGAAUUUGAGAUUUCCAAGUUGAAAAUCAAUUAUUAGACCACUACAUUAACACAUUAACCUCUCUUUCGUUAUUUUUUCGUGGUAUUUGAAUUUAGAUAGACUUUUGUAUAUGUGAAUAUCUUGAACAAGGUAAGCCUAAUCACAAUACAAUUUUUUGUCCGACAAUGAUAAGAUUUUACUAUCGUAGUGGAAUUAUAAUUUUUAGACUUUUUAGGAAGGGUUUCCAAAACCAAUCAGAAUUCAGAAAUUCCGCACCAUCUACGUUUUCCUAGUCUUACAAGGAAAACUAGACCAUUUUCUAUAACUACUUUUUUAUUUUGGUACACCAUACAAUUUCUCGUCACAUUGGAAAGUACCUAGAAGAUCAUAAACAAAGUGAAGAUAAAUCAAAGGAUUUGACAAUCCUCUAUACAUGGUGAUUAUCAAUAUCCAAAUCUGAUCAUCUUAGAUAUUAAAGAUGGACCAUAACUCAUGAGAUCUUUCAUGCAUGUAAAAAUCCAGUUUCUUAAUCGUUUGGUAAGCAUGUAAUCUACCCAGGAAUUUCAAGAUUACAUGAUAUCUGAGAUUCCACUGUUUUUCUUGUUUCAUUUUUGGAUAGAUAUCAUAAUAUUGGUGCACCAUGUAAUUCUAGAAUUUAUGUGACCAUGAUAUCUCAAAUGCUUUGGGUUUACUCAAAGUAUAACCCAAAGUAUAACCCAAAGUAUUUGAGAUUUCAUGCCAAAUUAUGUGGGUUCUACUAUAAACUCAUGCAAGCCAAACAAUGCAUUCUAAUAUUACACAAAUUUUCACAAAUCAUCCUACAAUAUACAUGAAUUCUUCAAAUACAUGAAAUCUACCUUACGAUGCUUUCAAAGUUAAAUACUCGUUUUUAGAGUGGAAACAAACCCUAAAAACAAUAGAAACCCAGGCGAAAUCCAAAACUCUAGUAGAAACAAUAACGCCUCACUUUCUCGCCGUCCCACCCUACUCUGCAACCGAAUCCCCAUUUCGCUUUCGCCAUAAAAAACAGAGACCUCCCGAAAGAGCAACACACGAUUAAAACACACAAAAAGAGACGACGGAAAGAAAAAGCACCACCAGCAGCAGCAGCAGAAGAAGAAGAACCAAGUUCCCCUGCCACUCCACUUCCCCUCCUACAUUACAUAACUCCAAGAUUUCAGCUUUUUCUUUUCUACUUCCCGCUUCUUCACUCUGGCGGUGAAAUGUGGGCAAAAAAUGGCGGAGUUCGCUCCCGUUUUUACAUUUAAAUAUAUUGGUUUCUGUUAAGUAUUUAUCUCUGCCCUCUGUUCUGUUUGUUUCCUCUCUGACUCUUUCUUAGUUGCUACUCAAAAUUCUAAGCUCUGUUUCUGCGGGAGAGGAGGAAGUGAAAGAAAGAAGUGCAUUAAAAAAAUUUGCCCUUUUUAAUAAUGGCGAUAUAAAUUCCCCUCCAAUCUCUCUCAUUUCAUUUUCCAUUGAUACCCACCUCCCAGUUCGCCUCAAAUCUCUCUCUCUCUCUCUGUCCAUUUCCAUCGUUAACGGUCACUACUCCCUCUCUCUUCCUCGCUAGUGCACUCCACAGGACAUUUAAUACUCUACAUUCUCUCUCUCUCUUGCUCUGUUUCUCUCCGUGCCAAUUGAGAUCUCUUUUCAGUCGAAAACCCAAUUGGGGAGAGACUUCUCUUUUCAGCGCCCCAUCUCCAAUUCCUAUCCCGUAAGAAUCACUGCAUCUGGUCCGUAUUUGGGCUGGUGGGUUCUUUAUGUAGCUUGUUCCUGUUAAUGGGUGGUGUUCUGAUCUGCUCUCUUAUUGGUUGUAGAAGAGAUUGAUAGAAUAGAGAGGAAGGAGAAGGAUGUUGACGUGUAUAACGUGUACCAAGCAGCUUAACAGCGGCGGCAACAAUGGAUCUCUACCGCAGAGAAGGGAAAGGGAUGAGAAUGGUCUCGACGACGAUUAUGCUACGGAGACGCCCAGGACGAAGCAGGCCAUUAAGAAUCUCACCGCUCAGAUAAAAGACAUGGCGAUAAAGGCAUCAGGUGCUUAUAAAAACUGCAAGCCGUGUUCAGGUUCAUCAAACAAUAAGCAGCAGAAUGGGAACUAUGCCGACUCUGAUGCGGCAUCAGAUUCAGCUAGGUUCCACGGUUCAUACCGUAGGGCGGCUGCGGGUGCUGCAGGUAGUUCGAAUUCUACGCCUAGGAUUUGGGGGAAAGAGAUGGAGGCAAGGCUCAAAGGGAUGUCGAGUGGUGAAGGAACUCCAGCAUCUGGGAGUGGUAGGACGGAAUCCGUAGUGUUCACGGAGGAAGAUGAGCCUAAAGAAUGGGUUGCGCAAGUGGAGCCUGGUGUGCUCAUCACAUUCGUUUCGUUGGCUGAAGGUGGUAAUGAUCUCAAGAGGAUUCGAUUCAGCCGUGAAAUGUUCAACAAAUGGCAAGCUCAAAGAUGGUGGGCAGAGAACUACGAGAAGGUCAUGGAACUAUACAACGUUCAACGGUUCAAUCAGGAAGCUGUCCCACUGCCAACACCACCAAGACCAGAGAAUGAGAACCCAAAGCCUGAAUCUGCAAAAGAAAGCCCCAUGACUCCACCACUGGGUAAAGAACGACCUCUCAGCAACUCACGACAUCCAAAGGGAGCGAGCUACAUUUCGUCAGUAGACUCGAUCGAGCACCAUCCACAAAUGCAAUCCCGCCAGUACUAUGAUACCUCAGCUGGCCUUGCUUCAACACCAAAGCUGUCCGGCACAAAAACAGAAGCAUCAUCCAUCGAUGGCUGCUCUGCCAGGACGAGUUCAUCAAGAGAUGUUGAGGAAGAUCAUUCAUGCGAGCUCUCCCCAAGCAAUGCAAGUGAAAGUGGAGCUGAAUGGGUUGAGCAGGAUGAACCAGGAGUGUACAUUACUGUCAGAGCACUACCUGGCGGCAAUCGAGAACUUAGGCGCAUCAGGUUCAGCCGAGAAAUGUUUGGAGAAAUGCAAGCAAGGGUGUGGUGGGAAGAGAACAAAGCCAGGAUACAAGAACAGUACUUGUGACACUCGUUGGACACAAAGAUUUAACAACAUUCAUAGUUGAUGUGACAAACAAUACAUUAACCUCAAAAGUACGAAAUCUUUUUCCCGGAGAAGAUAUCAGAGGUGAGAAUGUUGGCAGACCUCAGAAUGGGACAAUAUAUGCAGCAGUCUGGGUCUUCAGGACAUCCUAACUUAACUGUUUCUACCACCACCCCCCACAUUUGGCCAUUGGAUUGUGCAUGGAAAUGUCUUAAGAGUGAUCAUUUGGUGUAUGUAGUAAUGUUCAUAACCUCAGACCUCAUCAAUUUCAGACUGUUAUCUUUGUUUCGUGGAUGUAAAGUAACAAGAUUGGUUGCUUUUCACUAGUGUGUUGCUUUGUGGAGCCGAUAUGGUAGGCAAAGAAAGAGAGGAGAAAGAAGUGAAAAUGAUGAUUCACUGUGUUCUACACUUAAAAGAAAGCUGUCAAGCGCCAUCCGGGUUGGUCCUUUAGUUUUUGUUUUUCUUGGCCUCUAUACUCUAUCAAGUAUCAAGUUUGGGUCUCAAGUGUUGUGGAGUAUGAAGCCUUGUGGAUUGUAGGAUUACUAAUCUAGUGGUUUAAAACAAGUCAAAAUAGAGAAAAUCAGGGCGUAUAUUAUGAUAUUUAGAAUAUAAUUAGCUGAAGGGCAUGGCAAUGAACCAUAUAUUUAGCAUGUGUCGAUAUCGUCGAAAUGCAGGAUCGUAUUAGUCAAAUUGAGUCGAGUAAUAGUGAAUGAUUGUAUUAGUCAAAUUGAUUCGAUAGAAUCAAGAGUAAUAUCACUAACACACAACUUGGUAAUUAAGAAUGCUUGUAACUUUGUGAUACUCCAAACAUCUUUAGGGUGCAUGAUUCCUAAAUGCAUUGAGAUCGAGUUUUCCUGAAUUGUGGCUACACAUGAUCAAAAUGGAUGAGGUUACGUUGUACAAGCGGAUAAACUGAAAAUUGAUAUCUCUAUGAGCAAGAACUUAGGAAUCCAAUGUAUCAUUGACUCGGUGACUUCACAUGUUGGCAUUACAUCAUAUCUCUUUUGGCACAAAAAUAACGACUAAAUAGUUCAUAAAACAAGCGUAAUAAGAAUUUUAAGUAAAU